Indicator indicator is the source of this 1388-nucleotide messenger RNA. RefSeq names its product uroporphyrinogen decarboxylase (gene UROD). Gene Ontology annotation, cellular component: cytosol. The record is from RefSeq and is a predicted model, not a curated record. Gene Ontology annotation, biological process: heme biosynthetic process. NCBI's taxonomy places the organism in Eukaryota, Metazoa, Chordata, Aves, Piciformes, Indicatoridae. Gene Ontology annotation, molecular function: uroporphyrinogen decarboxylase activity.
AUGGCGGCACCCGUGCCGCGUACGGAGGGGCGAGAGGCAGGGCAAGAUGGCGGCGUACGGAGGAGCAGAAGCCGGACAGGAUGGAAACGUGCGGAGAGGCGGGACUAUGACAAGAUGGCGGCGCGGGGGGGCGGGGCGAGGGCGGGGCAGGCCGCGCCGAUCCGGGGAAGCAACGGUUGGAAGGUGGAGCGGAGCGGGAGGAUGGAGGGCGGCGAGCGACUUCUCCCCAAGGGCUUCCCCAAGCUGAAGAACGACACGUUCCUGCGAGCAGCGCGCGGGGAGGAGACGGAGCACACCCCGGUCUGGUGCAUGCGGCAAGCAGGGCGCUACCUUCCCGAGUUUCGGGAGACCCGAGCUGCACAGGAUUUUUUUGCCACUUGCCGGAGCCCCAAACUGUGCUGUGAGCUGACGCUGCAGCCACUCAGACGCUACCCCCUGGAUGCUGCCAUCAUCUUCUCUGAUAUCUUAGUGGUGCCCCAGGCACUGGGCAUGGAAGUUGUCAUGGUCCCUGGUAAAGGACCCACAUUCACAGAGCCCCUGAAGGAGGUGGAGGAUCUGCUGAAACUGCGACAGAAAGUGGACGUGACUGCAGAGCUAGGUUACGUCUUUGAGGCCAUUACGCUGACACGACACAGCCUAGAGGGCAGGGUGCCCCUCAUUGGCUUUUCUGGGGCACCUUGGACGCUCAUGUCGUACAUGAUUGAAGGUGGUGGCUCCACUACAAUGGCCAAGGCCAAGAGCUGGCUCUACUGUCACCCUGAGGCAAGCCAUCGACUGCUGCGGCUGCUGGCUGAUGUCAUCAUUGACUACUUGGUGGGCCAGGUGGCUGCUGGAGCACAGGCGCUUCAGCUUUUUGAGUCCCAUGCUGGGCACCUGGGCCCAGAGCAGUUUGAGACCUUUGCCCUGCCUUACAUCCGAGACAUCGCCCAGGCUGUCAAGAGCAAGCUGAAGGAGGAGGCACUGCCCCUGGUACCCAUGAUCAUCUUUGCCAAGGAUGCUCACUAUGCCCUGCAUGACCUGGCCCAUGCUGGUUACGAAGUGGUUGGUCUUGACUGGACUAUCCGGCCCCAGGAAGCUCGUGCACAGACAGGGAAAUAUGUCACCCUGCAAGGGAACCUGGAUCCCUGUGCUCUCUAUGCACCCAAGGAGAAGAUUGGCGAGCUGGUGAAGAAGAUGCUGGAAGGUUUUGGGACCCAACGCUACAUUGCCAACUUGGGCCAUGGCCUCUACCCUGACAUGAAUCCAGAGCACGUUGGUGCCUUUGUGGAGGCUGUGCAUGCUCAUUCACGGCACAUCAACAAGCACAGCUGAGCCUGGGGCGUUGGGACAGGACUCCCGUUUGGGUACAGUCACCUCAAGUACUAUGUUGUCACAGGGCUUGCCUUGAG